Messenger RNA from Arachis duranensis, 876 nucleotides. RefSeq lists its product as uncharacterized. NCBI's taxonomy places the organism in Eukaryota, Viridiplantae, Streptophyta, Magnoliopsida, Fabales, Fabaceae. The record is from RefSeq and is a predicted model, not a curated record. The transcript is spliced from 3 exons. The coding region runs from base 1 to 876 and encodes 291 amino acids.
AUGCAGGUGCGGUUUCAUUGUCGCCGUCAGUUUUCUGAGGUGAGGACUUGGGAGUUGUUGGCGAAGCUUGUGGAUGUGGCAUCUAGUUCUGGAGGUUCGAAUAUGAAUCUACACUCCACAGGACAUCUAGCUAGCUCUAGUGCGUGCCCGUUGGAUCCUCGUCAGCAGUGUCGCUGUGAUGCAUUAGUUGGUGAGGCUGGACUGUUGAGAGAGGGUGCUUCCGCGGCGCCCAGCUCUCCUCCAUUUGUUCCGGUUUUCGGAGAGGUUGGAGCACCCAAUGGGAUUGAGGAUGCAUUGCAUGUUGAUGAAGAUGAUGAUGUGGAGCCCGCAACAAUUGCUGAUGAUAGCAACGAGGAAACACGACAGACGACUCCGUCUGUGGGUGGGGGAGCAUCUAGUUCAGGAGGUGUAGCUGAAUUUCAAGUCAGUCAGCAGUUUCAGCAUAAAGAGAAAGUCGUGUUUAGCGUGAAGACCUAUAGCAUUCGCCGCGGAGUUGAGUACAAAGUAUUGGAGUUGGAUCAUCGCAAGUACCAUGGCAAGUGCAAGGAGUUCAGGAGCGGGUGCGUGUGGCUCAUCUGGGUCAGCCUCUGCAAGCACAAAGGGAUUUGGGAGAUAAAACGGUACAAUGAUCCUCAUACUUAUCUAACCAUAUCGAUCUCUAGUGACCACAGAAAGCUUGAUUAUCAUGUCAUAUCGGCCUUCAUUAUGCCCAUGAUCAGAGCUGACGCUGCCACGUCGAUUAAGGUACUACAGAAUGCCAUGGAAGCACACUUCGGCUUCAAAUCGACGUACAUGAGGGUUUGGAUGGCCAAACAGAAGGCCGUGUCACAAAUUUAUGGAGACUGGGAAGAUUCGUAUAAUGAGUUUCCACGAUAG